Molecule: messenger RNA, 549 nt
Organism: Suncus etruscus (white-toothed pygmy shrew)
Lineage: Eukaryota; Metazoa; Chordata; Mammalia; Eulipotyphla; Soricidae
Gene: POP5
Product: POP5 homolog, ribonuclease P/MRP subunit
Exons: 3
Coding region: 1-549 (182 amino acids)
Biological process (GO): tRNA 5'-leader removal
Cellular component (GO): ribonuclease P complex
Molecular function (GO): ribonuclease P RNA binding
Source: RefSeq, a predicted model, not a curated record
AUGGUGCGCUUCAAGCACCGCUACGUGCUGUGCGAGGUGGCGGCGGCCGACGCGCGGUGCCGCCUGGCGCUGGAGGAGCGCGCGCUGGGCCAGCAGGUGCGCGACGCGGUGGCCCGGCUGCACGGGGCGUUCGGCGCCGCCGCCUGCGCCGUGGGCUUCGCGGUGCGCUACGUCAACGCCUACACGGGCGUCGUGCUGCUGCGCUGCCGCCGCGACUUCUGCGCGCUGCUCUGCUCCGCGCUGCCCUUCGCGCGCCUGGACGCCCGCGGCCCGGGCCCGCGCCCGCGCCCGCACCCGCACCCGCACCCGCACGCCUUCCUCCGCACCCUGCACGUCGGCGGCACCAUCCGCACCUGCCAGAAGUUCCUGGUCCGGUACAACCGCAGGCAGCUGCUGGUCCUGCUGCGGGGCUGCGCCGACGACGGGCAGCGGGAGGCCAUCAGGAAGUCGGUGAGCAGAAGCUGCCUGCUGCAGGACUCGGCCGACGAGGAGCUUUCCUCCGACAGCGGGGACGAGGACGAGGAGGAGGCCGCCGAAGCCAUGGAGUGA